Molecule: messenger RNA, 2410 nt
Organism: Lotus japonicus
Lineage: Eukaryota; Viridiplantae; Streptophyta; Magnoliopsida; Fabales; Fabaceae
Product: auxilin-related protein 2
Exons: 9
Coding region: 390-2003 (537 amino acids)
Biological process (GO): clathrin coat disassembly; clathrin-dependent endocytosis
Cellular component (GO): intracellular membrane-bounded organelle; vesicle; cytoplasm
Molecular function (GO): clathrin binding
Source: RefSeq, a predicted model, not a curated record
AGCUCUUCACAAAAAGCACAAGGCAAAAUAAUUGGCCACAACCGCGUCGGAGUUGGUGGUGCGUUCCACACCAGACCAGAGAGGCAGGGAAGGGAGAAAAGGGACUCAGACAGAGAAAGAGAAUCAAAUAAAACCAACCUCUCAAUCUUCCAUCCAAUUUUCUCCCCUAAUUUUCUUCCCUAUCUUCCUUUUCCACGCGAUUCCCGCCAUUUUUCUUUCCUCCCAUUUCCCCUCUCUCUCUCCAAUUCUGCAACAACCUCAAAAAAUCUCAUCAAAAAUUUUCAUUCACAGAACAAUAAUCACUAAUUUUCUUCCAAUUUCUACCAAUUUCAAUUCAGCUCUUCUCAGCUUAUCAUCACUGUAUCGAUUCAUUCCUUCAAAUUCAAGAAAUGGACGAGUUUGGUGUGUUGACCGAAAGGUAUGGAUUGAAACCGCAAGGAAAAUCGGCACCAAUGGCCUCAUCAAAGCGAUCCAACCAUGAUUCGGGUUCCAAUCUUAAACCUUCCCAAAACGGAUCCAGAUCUCCCCAGCAUUCCAAUUUCGAUUUUGAUUUCGGCGCUUUCGCCGGCGCCGAGAAGAAAAACCAGAACAAUUUUGGGGGUUUUGGUGAUGGCAUUGAUGAGAUCUUCGGUGGAAAAACUGUGAAAUCGAAUGUCGGUGGCGGUGGUGGUGGUGGUUCGUUUGAUUAUGAUUCGAUUUUCGGCGGUUCAAACAAACCGGCUUCUACGUCUUCGUCAGUUUAUGUGGAUGAUAUAUUCGGUGGAAUGAAUAAUAAGCAGAGUGUUGGUGUUGAUGAUCUGCUUGAUAAGAUUGGUGGGCUGCAUGCAAAUACCAAAAGUUCCAAUGAGAAAGGGAUUGAUUCUGAUGAAUUGAUUCCUGGGUUUGGUGGAAGCAAUGUUUCAAAUAAUGGUAAAACAGGUUUUCAGAUGAAUAAGCCUCAUAAACCAGCUGCCACAUUGAAAAGUCCUCCUGCCCCAGCUAACAGCGAUCCAUUUUUGGUAUUUGAAACCUCUGCAAGCACAGGAGCUUCAGAUUCAUUCCUGGACUCGUUGGAACAUAUAAGUAAGUUGAAUAAUUCCAAAGGUACCAGCUCCAAUUCCUCCCCAUCGUUGAGGUCUCCGCCCAAGCCAAAGAAUGUUUCAAACUCAAUUAACAAUGCUAGUAGAUCAUCAAUAGAUGAGCUUGAGGACUUUGCCAUGGGGCAAGUGCAUAAUAAUGCUAGUAAAAAGGCCAAUGUAAAUACUGGUGAGAUUAAACAAAACUUAGCAGCUAAGACAAACAGAGAUAAAGGAGCUCCAGCUGCUAGAACGAAUAAAUUAAAUGAUGUUGAUGAUCUUGAAUCCUUUUUCAGCAUGGGUUCUCGGUCAAGCAGUGUACCAAAGUCAAGGGCUGCAACUAUGGAUCAUAUGUCUGAUCGCCAAACAAAUAACAAAGGGAAACCUGAGGCAUCACCAAGAGCGUCUUCAGCAUCCCCUGCCAACAUGAAGAAAUCUUCAGUGACGACAUCUUUUGAUGACCUGUCAUUGAUUUUUGGUGGUUCCCCAUCAUCUGAGUUCAUGGAAGUUGAAGGUGAAACUGAAGAAAGACGAAAAGCGAGAUUGGGACGUCAUCAGAGAGCGCAAGAAAGAGCGUUGAAAGCAGUGGCUGAUAUGAACCAACGUGACCUUCAAUCUAAGAUGGAGCAAGAAGAAAAGCGUAGAAUUGCAGAUACUAUAGAUGUUCAGAUAAAGCGGUGGGCUGCAGGGAAAGAAGGCAAUAUGCGGGCUUUGCUAUCAACAUUACAACAUGUUCUUUGGCCAGAAUGUGGUUGGCAACCAGUGUCUCUGACUGAUAUGAUCACUUCCGCCUCAGUUAAGAAAGUUUAUAGAAAAGCAAAUUUAUAUAUUCACCCAGAUAAAGUCCAACAAAAAGGUGCUACUCUUGAACAGAAAUAUACUGCAGAGAAGGUUUUUGACAUCCUUAAGGAAGCUUGGAACAAGUUCAAUGCGGAAGAGCUUUCUUAGAUCCUUCUGAAGGUUUUUGAGAAUCAAUCACGAUUUGGGGCUAUUGCUGCUGCCUGAUAUGCUUUGUUCUUUUGCAGUUGAAGAUAACUCUGUAUAAAUAUUACGUGGCUUCAUUUGGCAGCAAGUUCUUUUUCCUAAUGAUGUUCAAUACUCUCACAUAAGUUAUCAUGUUUUGGAAGGAAUAUUGACUCACAUCAUUGCACAAAUUUAAAAUGAUCUGAUGUGCGUACAUGGAAUUUAGUCAGCACGCUCAAAUUGUGAUGACAAGGGCUUGUAUUUAGAUUAUUAGAGUUGCACACACGUAAUAUAUUUUGUUGGAAUGUGAAUAAAUUCAAUGGUAACUAGGAUUUUGUAUGAAAAGAAAUGUUUCGGUUAACGUUUUAUUUGAGUCAGCGAAUCAUUUGUGA